UGGCGUUGGACACGCUUCUGAGGAUUCAAUUGGUUUCUAUGGUUUUCACUUAGUCGAUGUUCUGAUAGAUAGGUACAGUCAAUAUCUCGAUGGCAUUCCUCGUUAAAUGCUCGUGGCCGUGUUUCGACGGCUGACAUCGCAAUUCGAUCGCUGCGGUGGAGCUGUCAUACUUGCGGCGAGCUCACGAUGUUAGCCGCAAGCGGCUACGUGGCCGACGGAAGAGAAUUGUUUACUUGUUUACUACGGCCAUCGUUUUUGGAAAAUGUCUAGCGGUGGGCUCGGAUCCGCCGCACGAAAACUUUCUAUAAACCUCACGACUAAUCGACGCAGUUUGUUGCGAUAGUGAUUCUCGUAGUUGAUGAUGACCACGAUGAUGACGUUUUCGAAAAGAAAACCCGUUCUCUACUGCCGACAACAGCCCAGGUUCUGGACUUCCAGAUGGACCGUCUACAAGCUGUUCGGCCUGUGUCUGCUGCUGCUGCUGGUCUCGCUGCUCUGGCUGCAGCUGGGCUGUUCAGGUGAUGCCCUGCCCGAGGUCCGCCUGCCAAGGCCAGCGUGCCAGGCUCACAGUCUGGACGCAGACGACCCAUCCUGGGGGCCCCACAAGCUCGCCCUUGUGAUUCCAUUCAGGGAGAGGUUUGAUGAGCUUCUGGUCUUCGUUCCCUUCAUGCAUUCGUUUCUUAACAAAAAGAAGAUCCGCCACAAGAUACUGGUCAUCAACCAGGUGGACCACUACAGGUUCAACAGGGCUUCUCUCAUCAACGUUGGUUACCUGGAGAGCGGGAAUGACACCGACUACUUGGCGAUGCAUGAUGUCGACCUGUUGCCUCAGAACGAAGCCCUGGAUUAUAGUUUUCCAGCGGAUGGACCUUUUCACGUCGCAUCCCCAGAGUUACACCCACUUUACCAUUACAAGACCUACGUGGGAGGAAUUCUCCUGCUGACCAAGAAGCACUACCACAUGUGUAACGGGAUGUCGAAUCGCUUCUGGGGUUGGGGUCGAGAGGACGACGAGUUCUACCGACGGCUCCGCAAAGCUCAACUGCAGCUCUUCCGUCCGAUCGGAAUCCAAUCAGGAUACGAUACAUUUCUGCAUCUUCACGAUCCAGCGUGGCGGAAGCGGGACCAGAAGAGAGUGGCUGCGCAGAAGCAGGAGCAGUUCAAGGUGGAUCCAGAUGGGGGACUUACAAACCUCAAGUACCAGGUGAUCUCUCGCCAGGAGCUGAUGAUCAGUGGUGCUCCAGCCACUGUGGUCAACACCAGACUGGACUGUGACCAGAGCCAGACACCGUGGUGUGUGCUGUAGAGACGCGUGCCGGCAGGUUUGAGCAGAGACUGCGUGCUUGGAGACGGACUCAUGACAGGCAAAGUUCUACUGGUAACCUUUGGACUAGUCACUGGACCGACAUUUUGACUUGAUACAUGGAUCCAAAGUCAUUUCAACCCUUUUUUUAUCAAAUAAAUUUUGACUGUUUUCUCAAGUUCUCUCUUGUGU
Synchiropus splendidus (mandarinfish) is the source of this 1495-nucleotide messenger RNA. RefSeq names its product xylosylprotein beta 1,4-galactosyltransferase, polypeptide 7 (galactosyltransferase I) (gene b4galt7). NCBI's taxonomy places the organism in Eukaryota, Metazoa, Chordata, Actinopteri, Syngnathiformes, Callionymidae. The record is from RefSeq and is a predicted model, not a curated record. Gene Ontology annotation, molecular function: xylosylprotein 4-beta-galactosyltransferase activity. The coding region runs from base 359 to 1306 and encodes 315 amino acids. Gene Ontology annotation, biological process: proteoglycan biosynthetic process; carbohydrate metabolic process. The transcript has 6 exons.